Blastocystis hominis is the source of this 972-nucleotide messenger RNA. RefSeq lists its product as hypothetical. Gene Ontology annotation, biological process: pyrimidine nucleotide-sugar transmembrane transport. Bases 1 to 972 code for a protein of 323 amino acids. The transcript has a single exon. Gene Ontology annotation, molecular function: pyrimidine nucleotide-sugar transmembrane transporter activity. The record is from RefSeq and is a predicted model, not a curated record. Gene Ontology annotation, cellular component: Golgi membrane. NCBI's taxonomy places the organism in Eukaryota, Bigyra, Opalinata, Blastocystidae.
AUGAAUCCGAAGAAGGCAAGCUCAAGACUUAGUUUUGAGCAGAAAAUGAAGUAUGUGAGUUUGGUAUUACUGGUUUUCUUCACCAGCGCCCAGAUUCUCUGCAUGCGAUAUGCAAGAACAAGAGAAGACAGUAAGUAUGAUUCGAACACAGCCGUCUUGUUAGGAGAGGUGUUCAAGCUGAUUAUGUCGUUUUUGCUGUUGUCAUCAGAGAAGGGAGGCUUGAGGAAAGCCUAUGGGCAAUUGGAACUGGAGAGAACGAACCAUCAACGCGAUGUACUGCUCCACGCCGUUCCUGCACUUCUCUAUACAAUUCAAAACAACUUCAUGUAUCUGGCAAUAUCAAAUUUGGAUGCUGCAGUAUUUCAAGUGUGUUCUCAGUUAAAGCUCAUUACCGCUGCAAUAUUCAGUGUGACUUUCCUGAAGAAGCAGAUCUCGAGCUUCCAAUGGCUUUCUCUGUUUAUCUUGGGAGUAGGCUUAGUCUUGGUGAAUAUGAGAUCUGGGUCGAGUGCAGAUCUAUCAGAAAACACGAAUAUGGUACUUGGUCUGUUCUCAGUGCUUGUCUUUUGCUGUACCUCUGGUUUCGCUGGAGUAUUCAUGGAGAAGCUAUUUAAGGAUAAUAAGUUCUCGGUCUGGUCCCGAAACAUUUGGUUGGCGCUGUUUAGUAUCCUGUCGGGCGUUUUGGGUAUUGUCUUCAAAGACUGGAGGUUAUUAAUACCCUCUAACUUCUUUAAGGGAUACUCAUUCUGGGCGUGGCUCGCAGUGAUCCUUUUAGCGAUCGGCGGUUUGAUUAUCGCGAUGGUGCUAAAGUAUGCGGAUAAUAUAAUAAAGGCUUUCGGGAACGCUGCUUCGAUUGUAGUGAGCACGUUCCUCUCGGUGUUCUUGUUCGAUUUUGUGAUUACAAGCAAUUAUAUUUGCGGUUGUGUUCUCGUAAUCAUAGCGAUUGUGAUGUAUUCGUCUGGACAAAAGAAAUAG